This is a messenger RNA of Lodderomyces orthopsilosis Co 90-125, 244 nucleotides long. RefSeq names its product Hsm3p (gene HSM3). NCBI's taxonomy places the organism in Eukaryota, Fungi, Ascomycota, Pichiomycetes, Serinales, Debaryomycetaceae. The annotation marks the transcript as partial. The transcript has a single exon. The record is from RefSeq and is a predicted model, not a curated record.
AUGUUUGAUGACCAAACAAACAAUGCUAUAGCUGAGAUUUCCUCUAGCUCUGAAGCUAAAACUCCAAUUGAUGAGAAAUCAAUUGACAAUUACACCCUUACUUUAAAUCAAUCAACUGUCGAGCAAGAAUUAUAUUUUGAAACUAUCAUCCCCCUCAUCAAUCAGACGUUGCUUGAUAGCACAUAUCCUGCCAUUGAUUCAACGGGGAUUCUCAUAAAGCUAUUGGAAAAGGUGUUGUCCUAUC